Sinocyclocheilus anshuiensis is the source of this 3234-nucleotide messenger RNA. RefSeq names its product lamin B1 (gene lmnb1). Gene Ontology annotation, biological process: nuclear migration; protein localization to nuclear envelope; nuclear pore localization. Gene Ontology annotation, cellular component: nuclear lamina; nuclear envelope. The record is from RefSeq and is a predicted model, not a curated record. Gene Ontology annotation, molecular function: structural constituent of cytoskeleton. Bases 329 to 1999 code for a protein of 556 amino acids. NCBI's taxonomy places the organism in Eukaryota, Metazoa, Chordata, Actinopteri, Cypriniformes, Cyprinidae. The transcript is spliced from 12 exons.
UCACACUGAUUGCUAUAAGAAGGCAAACCGCGUGACGCGUUUAUGGAUUGUGUUUACAGCACGUGCUUUCAGCGCGUUUAGUGCAGUUUGAAAUUAGUCUCAACCGCGCCGUUGUCCGUCUGAUGACGUAGCGGCGGCUGAUUGGCUGUCCAGGGUCACGUGUGAGUGUGGUUCUGAUGAGCGACCAUUAGUUCAGUUCAUUCAGUACCACUCACACACACUCUACUCUCAGAGUAGCACACACUCGCUACUCUACAGUUUUCUGCGGUAUUGAUGUAGGACGCUCUGUUCGCUCGGCGCGUCGUUUCUAUACUUCAUCAGUGGGAAGAUGGCGAGCCCCGCGCGGAUCUCCCGCCUGCAGGAGCAGCAGGAGCUGCAGCAGCUCAACGACCGGCUGGCCGCCUACAUCGCCGCGGUGCGCCGCCUGGAGUCCGAGAACGGCGCGCUGCAGCUGCAGGUCCGCGAGCGCGAGGAGACGCGCGGCCUCAAAGCGCUCUACGAGACCGAGCUGGCGGACGCGCGCACGGCGCUGGACGAGAUGGCGCGGGAGCGUGCACGCCUGCAGCUCGAGCUGGGCCAGAUGAAGAGCGAGCACGAGCAGCUGCAGCACACAUGUGUGAAGAAGAACGCGGAGCUGGCCAGUGCUCAGGCCCGGCUGACAGAAGGUGAAGCUCUGCUGAACGCUAAAGAAGCGUCUCUGAACACAGCGGUGUCUGAGAGGAAGGCACUGGAGAGCACCGUCACAGACCUGCAGCUCCACAUCCAGGAGCUGGAGGGAGGACUGAGCUCGGCUAAGAAGCAGCUGUCAGACGAGACUCUGUUGCGCGUGGAUCUGGAGAACCGCUGCCAGAGCCUCGUGGAGGAGCUGGACUUCAGGAAGAACAUGUUCCAGGAGGAGAUGAAGGACACGCGGCACAGGCUGGAGACGCGUCUGGUGGAGGUGGACUCGGGCCAUCAGGUGGAGUAUGAGUUCAAGCUGGCUGCGGCGCUGGCCGAUAUGAGACCGCAGCACGACGAGCAGGUCCAGCUCUACAAGGACGAGAUGGAGCAGACCUACACAGCCAAGCUGGAGAACGUGCGUCUGUCGUCGGAGAUGAACAGCUCGUCAGCGAGUAUGGCACGCGAGGAGCUGCGCGAGUCCACGCUGAGAGUCGAGAGUCUGGCCGCUCAGCUCGCUAACCUGCAGAAACAGGCGCGUGCGUGGCAGGAUCAGAUCCGUGAACUGGAGGCGGUUCUGAGCCGCAAGAAGGAUCUGAGCCGCAGGUUACUGGCAGAGAAAGAGCGAGAGAUCGCAGAGAUCAGAGCCAAGAUGCAGCAGCAGCUGGACGAGUACGAGCAACUGCUGGACGUCAAGCUAGCGCUGGACAUGGAGAUCAACGCUUACCGGAAGCUGCUGGAGGGAGAGGAGGAGAGGCUGAAGCUGUCUCCCAGCCCCUCAGCUCGUGUGACAGUGUCCCGGGCCUCCUCCAGCCGUAGCGUUCGCACCGCGCGAGGGAAGAGGAAGCGUGUGGAUGUGGAGGAGUCCGAGGCCAGCAGCAGCGUCAGCAUCGCUCACUCUGCAUCUGCCUCUGGAAACGUCUGCAUCGAUGAGCUGGACGUGGACUGGAAUUUCAUCCGCUUGCACAACAGCUCAGAGCAGGAUCAACCCAUGGCAGGAUUUCAGCUGACCAGAACUAUCGGUGAUGUUUCUGCUACGUAUAAAUUCACUGCCAAAUACGUCCUGAAGGCUGGGCAGAAAGUAACGAUCUGGGCGUCUAAUGCGGGCGUGAGCUCCAACCCUCCUACGGACCUGAUCUGGGAGAGCCAGAGCUCAUGGGGGAGCGGCGAGAACAUUAAAGUGCUUCUGCUGAGCCCAGGAGGAGAGGAAGUAGCUGUGAGGAGCACUGUAUUCAAGACUGCAGUGGAGGAGGAGGAACAGGAACCUGAAGUCAUUGAGGAGCGUUUCUUUCACCAGCAGGGAGAUCCUCAUACUGCUAAGAGGGGUUGUGCGAUCAUGUGAUCAGAGCUGCCAGCUGAACCACCUUCCUGUGUGGCCCAUUUUCUGAGUGAAUCUUUUUUUUUUUAAUGAUGCUUUUUAAAGUCUUUUUCACUUCAGUUUGUUUCAGAUUUUGUGAAAUGUUUAUCCGCUUAAAUUGAGUGAACCAAAUGUUUUCUUUUUGUUUGUAACAGUGAGGACUCUUUUCUAGACUCGUCCACGUCAGAUUCUGUGACCAUUUUUUUUUUUUAAAUCAUGUUCAUAUUAAUUUUAUAAGAUGGCAUUUUAGGUCUCUUUUAUAGACAGAUUUAUAAUGGCUCAUAGUUUUUAGUGAGAUUAUUAUAGACAGUAGACUCAUUUGCAUGCUAGUUUGAAUAUGGAUGUGUCAUUGUAUUUAAAGCAGCUGUUCAGAAGUAGUUCACUACGUGAUGACGCAUCUCUUCUGCAGACAGACCGCAGGAACAUGUAGCACAGGUCUGAUUUUAUCCUGCAGAGCUGGACCAUGAGUGCUUUGUCUAUUCCUGCUGAAGAGGUGCAGCAUUGGGUCUCUCUUCGACUGUGUGCUGCACGUCUGCGUGAGGCCGUGUGAUCGAUGAAAACACUGCCGUUAAACCUCAAGAUUCAGUACUGUAUGUUUUUUACCGAUCAGAUUGUCAGAGCUGAAGUGUUAUUUUGUACUGCUUUUGUCUGUACUAUCUAACAAACACUAGCCUUACGCAUACACUGUUGAUUUUUAACCUUUUAUUUUAAGAAAUGCAUGCUUUAUUUUGCUGCAGCCUUUAUACUUCAAAUGAUUGAGUAAAGUGUUGAAUGUAUUUUCAGGGUUUUCUUUCAUUACUCUUGGUCGCUAAUGUGCACGUCUGAUUUGUGAACACGAGAGGUUUUAGAAAAGCCCUCUCACCAGCUUCUGUCUUAUUUCUGGUCAUGAAAGCACGACUCCUGCUUGAAAGAGGAAUGAACAGUGUUGGAUGAGCUUGAUUCAGUAUCUGAUGACGAUGCGGUCAUGUAGUUUGCUGCUUCAGCUGACAUCUGCCUUUUUACAGUUCUCUUUGUCCAGCUAAUGCUUUCUGGAGCAGAAGAGCUGCUUGAGUGGUGUAUAAAACACACAGUAUUGAAUUAAAAGCACCGGACGGAGCUGGGACAGUCCACAGGAGAGCAGCGAUUCUGCAGAUGUUCAGCUCUUCACGUUUAAAGGGUCAUGAAACCCUAAAACACAUUUUUUUGAGAUGUUAACAUAUAUGUACAGGUUGCACAUCAGU